AUGGCUUCUGCUAUGGUUCUACCACCACCCUCAUACUCAUCAAUGGGAUCUGAUCACAAAAACCUCUACGAACAACCAAUGACUUGCGAUGACGAAGAUUUAUAUAGUCAUCUUAAACAUCUUCAAAGACAACUUGAAUUCAUAGAUAUUCAAGAAGAAUAUGUGAAAGAUGAACUGAAAAAUCUAAAGAGAGAAUUACUUAGAGCACAAGAAGAGGUUAAAAGGAUCAAAUCAGUUCCUACUAUUAUUGGUCAAUUUAUGGAAAUGGUUGAUCAAAAUAAUGGGAUUGUUGGUUCAACUACCGGCUCUAAUUAUUACGUCAGGAUUUUAAGCACUAUUAAUAGAGAGUUAUUGAAACCUUCUGCUUCUGUUGCUUUACAUCGUCAUUCACAUGCUCUCGUUGAGGUUUUACCUCCUGAAGCUAAUUCAAGUAUUUCUUUGCUUACUCAAUCUGAGAAGCCAGAUAUUACUUACAAUGAUAUUGGAGGUUGCGACAUUCAAAAACAAGAAAUACGAGAGGCUGUUGAGUUACCACUUACGCAUCACGAGCUAUACCAACAGAUUGGUAUUGAUCCACCUCGGGGUGUUCUGCUGGAUGGUCCUCCUGGUACUGGUAAAACUAUGCUUGCCAAAGCUGUUGCAAAUCAUACAACUGCUGCUUUCAUUCGAGUCUCUGGUUCUGAAUUCGUGCAGAAGUACCUAGGAGAGGGUCCAAGAAUGGUCCGUGAUGUAUUCCGUCUUGCAAAAGAGAAUGCUCCUGCUAUCAUCUUUAUUGAUGAAGUAGAUGCCAUUGCUACUGCUAGGUUUGAUGCCCAAACUGGAGGGGAUAGAGAAGUUCAGCGAAUUCUCAUGGAGCUCCUGAAUCAGAUGGAUGGAUUUGACCAAACAGUGAACGUUAAGGUCAUAAUGGCAACUAAUCGAGCUGACACAUUGGAUCCUGCACUUCUAAGGCCUGGUAGACUUGACAGAAAAAUUAAAUUUCCUCUUCCUGAUAGACGGCAAAAGCGACUGGUGUUCCAAGUAUGCACUGCAAAGAUGAACUUGAGCGAUGAGGUAGAUCUAGAAGACUAUGUCUCUCGUCCAGAUAAAAUUAGUGCUGCAGAGAUAUCUGCUAUCUGUCAAGAAGCUGGAAUGCAUGCUGUUCGCAAGAACCGAUAUGUUAUUCUUCCCAAGGAUUUCGAGAAGGGAUACAGGACGAAUGUUAAGAAGCCAGAAACAGAUUUCGAUUUCUACAAGUGA
Papaver somniferum (opium poppy) is the source of this 1239-nucleotide messenger RNA. Its product is annotated as 26S proteasome regulatory subunit 6B homolog. Gene Ontology annotation, molecular function: proteasome-activating activity; ATP binding; ATP hydrolysis activity. NCBI's taxonomy places the organism in Eukaryota, Viridiplantae, Streptophyta, Magnoliopsida, Ranunculales, Papaveraceae. The record is from RefSeq and is a predicted model, not a curated record. Gene Ontology annotation, cellular component: proteasome regulatory particle, base subcomplex. Bases 1 to 1239 code for a protein of 412 amino acids. Gene Ontology annotation, biological process: proteasome-mediated ubiquitin-dependent protein catabolic process. The transcript has 5 exons.